Rhinocladiella mackenziei CBS 650.93 is the source of this 2223-nucleotide messenger RNA. Its product is annotated as methylenetetrahydrofolate reductase. Gene Ontology annotation, molecular function: FAD binding; methylenetetrahydrofolate reductase [NAD(P)H] activity. The record is from RefSeq and is a predicted model, not a curated record. Lineage: Eukaryota; Fungi; Ascomycota; Eurotiomycetes; Chaetothyriales; Herpotrichiellaceae. Bases 1 to 2223 code for a protein of 740 amino acids. The transcript has a single exon. Gene Ontology annotation, cellular component: cytosol. Gene Ontology annotation, biological process: tetrahydrofolate interconversion.
AUGGCUGACGAUCGACUACCCACCCUACUUUCCUCCCUCUCACCAUCCUCCCACUACUUCUCCCUCGAGUUCUUUCCCCCCAAAACCUCGUCCGGAUUCGCAAACCUACAUUCCCGUCUGGCUAGAAUGGCCGCGGCGUUACGCCCUCUCUUUGUGACGGUGACCUGGGGUGCGGGUGGAUCAACUACAACAAAGUCCUUGGAACUUGCCGAGGUUUGCCAAAGACAACUCGGUCUGACCACCGUCCUGCACUUGACAUGUACCAACAUGAAGAGGAGCGCAGUCGACGAUGCGCUGGAGAGUGCAAAAGAAGUGGGCAUCAGAAACAUUUUAGCAUUAAGAGGCGAUCCACCCAGAGAAGAAUACAAGGACACAGAUGAACUGGAGAAUGGAGGAUUUGGCACAGAAGAUUGCGAGGAGUUUGCUUGGGCGGUUGACUUGGUGCGGUACAUCCGCCGGAAACAUGGUGACUACUUCUCGAUCGGAGUUGCCGGUUAUCCUGAGGGUCAUGCAGACGAGAGCAAUCCGGAGGCAGGAAAACAGAGCGUCGAACAUGAUCUGCCAUAUCUGGCCGAGAAAGUCGGUGCAGGGGCAGAUUUCAUAAUGACUCAGCUCACAUACGACAUUGAUGCCUACCGAGCGUACGAGAAAAGACUGCGGGAAUAUGUGGACACGGACGGAAACAAACUAUUCGAGAAGAUUCCUAUCAUUCCGGGCCUCAUGCCCAUUCAAAGCUACCAGAUCAUCAAACGAAUCACGAAACUCAGUCAUGCAAAGUUACCAGAGGACACUGCGAAACGGAUUGAGUCGGUCAAGUCAGAUGACGAGGCCGUGAAACAGGUCGGCGUCGAGAUUCUCAGCGAGAUUGUUGAGCAGAUCAGGACCUUACCUCAGCCGGAAGGCGUACCCCGUGGCUUUCAUUUCUAUACUCUCAAUCUUGAAAAGUCGGUCGCUUUCGUUCUCGAAAAGACCCACCUCAUUCCCCCGUUUUCCGAACCGAGCCCUGGCGACUCAUCUGAUUCCGACGCAAUCGUUGAGGAUGUGAAAAAAUCAAUCCAUUUCGCGCCGACUUUUGCAAACGGCAGCAGUACAGGUGAGCGCGGUCAGACGGCUCGAUUUUCACGACGGAGGGCGAGUUCAAUGAAUGCACAACCGCAUAACCGGGUAAUCAUGGAUCGUCCAUCAAGGUCACCUGGACAAUCAAGACGAGAUCGGAGUGCGGAGCUGACCAGACCCAUACUCCUGCAACACGAAGCUCCUGAUCGAGGAACGGGGAUUCCGGCCUCUGAUCCAACACGGAAGCACCAUCUCAUGAUUUCGGAAGGGCAGGGUGCGUUAGGCCGAGAAGCUACGUGGGAUGAUUUCCCCAAUGGGCGUUGGGGUCCUUCUAACUCUCCAGCCUUUGGUGAAAUCGAUGGGUAUGGGCCAACUCUUAAAGUUGGAUCGAUUACAGCACGAAAGCUCUGGGGACAUCCCAAAUCCACCAGAGAUGUUACCGAGCUGUUCCGACGACAUGUGAUUGGUGAGCUAGAAGCAGUUCCUUGGAGUGACGAAGUCGACGUGGAUGGCGCGAGCGGUGGUGGUGAUGGAGCUCUACGAGCCGAGACAGAGGUGAUCCGAAGAGAACUUCUGGCGCUUAUUGAGAAGAAAGGCUACUGGACUCUUGCAAGUCAACCGGCAGUCGACGGCGUGAAGAGCGAAGACGACACAUUCGGUUGGGGACCGCCGGGGGAAGGCUUCGUCUUCCAAAAAGCUUUUGUGGAGUUUUUCUGUCCGCGACAAGAAUGGGAGAAUCAUCUGAAGCCGCUUCUGAUCAAAUUUGAUUCGGAGCACGUUGGAUGGAUGAAAACAGACGCCAAUUCUGUCUUUGAGUCUAGCGAGGCGGUGGUUCAGAAAGAGUCCACGGACAAACCGACGUCUAAACAUACCCCUGGAGUUAGUACCGUCAAUGCCGUUACCUGGGGAGUUUUCCGAGGUAAGGAGAUUAUCACCCCUACCAUCAUCGAGAGCGAGAGCUUCAGGGCCUGGGGCGAAGAAGCGUACAGCAUCUGGAGUGAGUGGAAACGAUGUUUCCCUCGGGGAAGCGAGGAAGAACAGUUUUUGGAAUGCAUGAGGCUGGAUUCGGUACUGGUCAACGUGGUCGGUCAGAAUUACAUUGGCGGUCAUGGUGGCGAUGGAGCACAACUGUGGAAGGUUUUGCUUCAAGACUCGCCGAUCGGUUAG